CUGAACUCCCCACAACUCGCCAGGAGCAGCGUGAGGUGUUGACAGCGGCAAGGCGAGAGAAGCUGCGUACUGAGCCACAAUAGGCACGCUAGGCAGACUGUAGGCACGGGCAGGCUGGUGUGAGGGCUUGGAGUUGCCUGCCUUUGUACCUGUGUGUCACCUGCUCCCGCGCACACAAAUUAAAAGCAACAUGUUUCUGGUGGUGGAAUUCUGCCAGUCUCAGGAAGUGGUGGUCAUCCCUGAGUUGUGGACCAGCAGACGGCGGAGCAGCACACUCUGGCCGCCCUACCAGUCCGCCGUGCAGCUCAACGAAGCCAUCCGCUCCCAGGAGGCCCCCAGCAAGGAGUGGGUCAGCCAUGCCAUCCGAACCAUCCACACAGCAGACUCUUACAGCAAGGCACGGCGCAAAAUGAUCCAAAUUGGGCGGCAGUGGACCGGCGGUAACAGCUUUGUGGCAGUGCGGCGCUCAGAGAGACUCAAGAGGGCAGCAAGCCAGCACAGUGAGGCACAGGAGGGCCAUCCGGCACCCAAGCGGAGGAGGACCAGUAACACACAAGCUGCCAGUGAUGCUCCAACAGAUGGCACAGCACACAGGGAGCCCCCACCACCACCACAGCCUGCACGAAAAAGCCUGAGAGUGCGCCGACCCCCACCACAGGCACCACCACAACAACAACAAACAAGAAGGUCGCGCCGCACACACCCACCAUCGUUGUCCUCACGCAGGUCACAGCAUCCACGGCCCCGCCCCUCGCCGCCAACCUCCCGCGGACUGGUGCUUGUCCUGGCCAGGCUUCACAAGUCUUUGAGUGAGUGUGUGGAUAUAUUUAUUGCCCUGGACAAACAAAUCCGCUAUCUCAAUGUAGUCCUACGCCUGCUCAACGCCCUCAAGAAGUACGUGAUGCUGCAGGAAAUUCUCGCCAAGUUGCCGGAUAUUUUGGACGGGAUAAUGGAAAGGGUGUCGUUGUCGGACCAGGUUCCCUACAUGGAAAGGAUCCCAGAACUUGUGGUGCGAGAGAUCAUCUGGUUUGUGCAGAGAGAGGCCGAGGUGGACAGCGAGGAUGAGGAAGAGGAGCCCAGUGUCCCCAGGGAGGAGUAAUGUGUGUGAGGUGUGUGGUGGACUUGCAGCAGUGAAAUGAAGGCCAGGCAAGUUGUGGUACAGUAAAUACCUCGACAUUGUGUAAGGCUAAGGCAAUGUGUAGUCAUAUUGUCACCAGUGAAGUAAGGAGUUUUUCUAUUUUGGCAGAGCAUCAGUGUCUCGUGUUGUUGUUCUGUGGAGACGUUUGCGUCAUGAACAGAUGGGAGUUAUGAUAGACGUGCAUUGUGUGUGUGUGCAGGUGGUGUGGUAUUUAUUUAAGUUGUGCUAAGUGGUGCAGUAUUUAAGUAAAAUACAUUGCUGUAAAUAGCCAUGAGGGAAAUGUAGUGGUGAGAAAACACAGGCUUAAGAUCACUCAUUUUCUUGUAGUGGUGAGAAAACACAGGCUUAAAGAUCACUCAUUUUCUUUUUCUCCCUUGCGUGUUGAGCUAUUAACUUCAGAAAUUGGUGCAUUAUUGUAGUAGAUGAGCAUAAUUUAGUGACGUAAAAACAAAGCAUUAAUUUCUUCUUGUAUUUCACCUAUUAACCUCUAAGUGUCUCACAACAGUGGCCAUACAAACACAGAGAUAAUAAUAAACUGCUUCUGCUUAAUCCUGUGUUCCUUCAUCAGAAUCUACUUAAUAUUGUAAGUCCUGCAUAAGUUACAGCCGUUACUGAGUGUGGCCUGAAUUUUAUACAUUGCUUGUGUUGCUUAUGAUGUUUAUUUAUUUGUAUAGUUGACCACAUUUUUCACCUUUGGAGAAAAUUAUUAUUAUUAUUAUUUUUUUUUAUUUGGGUUUACAUGGUGGAUACUUUAAAUAAUAGAUCUGUAACAUUCCUUAGAGGCAGAAUUGUGUUGGGGGCCUAAAAAAACAUUCCUCUUAAAAGCAGCUGUUUUGGGAGCCAGUACUCUUGUGUGGUGAAUAGAAAAACAUUCCUCUUAAGCGACAUUAUUUUUGUUGUUGGUACUGUUAAAUGGCUGGUCUACUUAUUGUUUUCCUUCACUGCUCUACUUGUUAUUUUCCUUCCCACUAGUGUGAUUGCUUUCAUACACAGUGGGUAAAUGUCAAACCACACACUGUUGCUUGUGCUGGAACAGACUAAGGGAUUGUACUUAAAUAUGCACCACUGUGUACAGCAAAAUACUUUAAUGUACAGCCAAUCUCUUCAAAUUAGAACAACUGGCAAUGACCCACUGAAAUACACUGCUGAUAUAAUACAAGAAGUAAGCAUUCUUUCACAUUAAUCACAAUUGUACAUUAAAAAAAGUGUUGCCUUAGACAUUACUAUCAUCGUUGAGGUAUUUCCUUCACCGACUGUCAACUUUAACAAUGGCAAAACAUCCCUGGCCAAGAUGUAAUGAAUAACUCCUACGUUCAGAGGAAGACAAGCCACCAAGAAGUGUUACGUCACCGCCAUAACACAACGCUGCAGCUGCCUCAUGUGUUCCCAUUUGUACCCCGUCAGUCAGUCAUGGUAGACAGACUUGAGCCAUCGCCUUCACUUGGUCCCUCACCGGUGCUGUUCGGUCAAUUUCUUUAUCACAAUUGGUGUUUUUUAAGUUGUGGUUUGGAUUGAGAAAUGUUUGUGAAUUGUAUGAUAAGUAAAAUGAAAACUAUUUAUCUGGGAAUGCCAGAUUGAUUUAUUUUGAUGUUGAAUUGUAUGACUAGCAAAAAGAAAACAUUCUUGUACUGGAAAUACUGGAAUGAAGCUGUAAUUUGAAGGCAGUGUUGACUUGUCCAGCACCGGUGUGGGGUCCCAAGAGUGGAGGAAAACAUUUACUUUAAGAACAAAGCUGCUAUCCCAUCCACUACUUAGGCCACAGAGGAGACGAGGGGCCACACACUGCAUGCUACAACCCCAAAGAGUGCCCUGGGGUGUCCUGCCACUCCCCAGGACGGCUGUGUUUCAUGUACUGCGUCAGAAUAUAAAUGGUGAAUUCAAGAUGAACCUUUACUUUAUUUACUCAAUGUUACUUUGUGAUAUAAUCUAGUAAUAAAUAAAAAUUUCGUAAGCAA
Molecule: messenger RNA, 3093 nt
Organism: Scylla paramamosain (green mud crab)
Lineage: Eukaryota; Metazoa; Arthropoda; Malacostraca; Decapoda; Portunidae
Product: sterile alpha motif domain-containing protein 1-like
Exons: 6
Coding region: 191-1099 (302 amino acids)
Source: RefSeq, a predicted model, not a curated record